This is a messenger RNA of Erigeron canadensis, 504 nucleotides long. RefSeq lists its product as uncharacterized. The transcript has 2 exons. The record is from RefSeq and is a predicted model, not a curated record. The coding region runs from base 1 to 504 and encodes 167 amino acids. NCBI's taxonomy places the organism in Eukaryota, Viridiplantae, Streptophyta, Magnoliopsida, Asterales, Asteraceae.
AUGGCCCCCAAUUCGCGAAUUCUGCAAAAAUUUGCAGAUAAAGCAGUCGUUUCCAUCAGUAUAUCACUCCAAGGAAACAGACAGGUAGAAGUGACCAACAAAGAAAUAAUAAAAGGGAUAGAAAAAACACUUGGACGAAGUCAUAAAGGGACGGAGGCCGUAGCACCAGCAGAAUUUCAAGUGUCUACAUAUCGGAUACUAAAUACCGAAGGAAACGCGGAAGAAUUAAGAGUAGAUCUUGACCUAUUAGAUGAACGACAAGAAAUCGCGGCCAUCAGAGAAGCUGCCUUCAAAAAGAAAAUUGAAGGAUACUACAAUAAAAGAGUGAACCCCAUAGCAUUUAAAACAGGAGAUUACGUACUGCGGCUAAAUAGCGCAAGUGAGAAGGAGUACACCGAAAAGUUAGGCCUGAGGUGGGAAGGCCCAUAUCGAGUACAAACAGCUUUCGGAAAUGGGGCAUAUAAGCUAGAGACACUCGAAGGGGCUCCGGUAGAUAGAAACUGA